CUUAACCCGAGUAAACAGUUUGUGAUUGCUGAUUUCGAUUAUUUCGAUUAUUUCGAUUAUCUCAAAUCUCAAAUCUUGUUCAAAUCUUUGUUCCCUUCUCUUGGCCUGUCUUCUUCCCUUUCUUAUCCUGCCUCUUAAUCCCUUUCUUUUUUUUUCAAACAUGCUCCCUCCCGUUCCCAUUGCAAAGUCCCACUCUCUUUCCACCACAUCCCAGUCUCUUGCUUAUCCACCACCCCCUACCGACAUCCGUUUCCCGUCCAUGGCUGCACCGCCAAUGGACCCUUCUGCAGUCGACUUUCGCGCUUUCUAUCCAUAUACUCCCAACGAGGUCAAGCAUCGUAAACGCACAACUAGCGACCAGCUCAAGAUUCUCGAGGGUAUCUUCAAGCGCGACACUAAGCCCAAUGCUGCCCUACGCAAUGAACUGGCGGCCAGGUUGGAUAUGACCCCAAGAGGCGUCCAAGUUUGGUUCCAAAAUCGUCGCGCAAAAGAGAAGACGAAAGCUGGCAAGGCUGCCAACAGAGCAGCAGCAGCAGUAUCAGGCGACAACCAGAACAACGACCUAACCUCUUCGCCCUCUGAUCCAGAUGGCAUUUCUGAUUCUCAGCUCCCAUCCUAUCUUCGCGACAUAGCAGGGCUAGGUGGCUCCCAUGAGUCCAGCCCGGUCGCGCCGUCUCCACCAAGGCUGCAUGUCUUCACCGAAGCUGACUCUUCAACAAGUUCGUCAUGGCAGAGCUCGCCAAUCGUCACUCCAGAGGACCCUGCUUUCCUCGGCCAGCUUGGCGACCCGAAUGAUGCCCAUCGUUUCCGGCGGGGCUCACUUCCCGUUGACAUGGUACCUCAUUCAGAUCACUCAUCCCAGGGACCUCCCCUUGUAGGUCAUCUCGAUCCCUUUGCUCGUCGCCUAUCUGUCGAUGCCAGUCUGCAUCGUCUCGCUUCUAACCCAUACGCCCAUUUGGCCAGAACAAAAAACACAACUGGCCACGGGUCUCGUCUCGCUUCACAUUCUAACAGUCGUCAUCCAUUGAACCGUGUCUCUGGCAUUCCUUACCCUCGACCUGAACUCCCACACAUAGCCUCCGCCCCGUCGAAUGGUAGUUUCCAUGGCCGUCAUGUAUCUGCUGAUUCCCGAGGUUUCCAUUAUACAUCACAGGGCAUCCCUGUCCCGUCAUUCCAUGCCGCCCGUGCUUCUCUACCUGAUAGUCAUUUGUACGCGUUCUCGUCACGCAUGUCUGCUUCCACCAUACCCGGUCCCCUUCCGUCUCCAGACUUUUCCUUCGGUGUCGCUAGUACAUCUUCACCGUCUCUGACACCUCCAUCGUCAGCUGAUAGCGAGCGAAGUUCUCCAGACCCCAAUCGGAGCUUCACCUUUCAAAGCGAAGACUCUGAGGAUGACCGCACGUCAUCCUACGAGGCCCUGUCCCGGUUUGGUUCUAUCGCCUCAGUUGCCACGAGCGAUACGAGCAAUGCCAGCGUAUAUUAUUCUGACUGCAUGGAACAGGACAUUCCCCCAAAUGCUAGUCGGAGGGAAUCGGGGUCUUCCAACCACUUCCUUGGUAUGAUGUCCAAUUUGGAUGUCAGUGGGCUUCAGGGUAACUCUGAAGUCCAGGGGAGCCCUAUGGAUAAGUUCUCACCGCCAGGUGACGGGUCUGGCGCCGCUGCCACUCAAGAUCGUUCGGAUGGUGAUGAUGUGGCAACAAGCACAUACCCAUCACCAUCCUCGACAGUCUCGCCCGGAAGCACUCCGUCUCUAGUCAACGAGGGCACAUCUUCAAAUCUGCCACUCUCUCGUUCAAGUGAGCUGGCGUAUGCGUUGCACAAUCAUCGACGUGCCACAGAUGGCUCGAUCGCUGAUGACACAUCCCAAUCUGCGUCAAAUGUUGGUGGGCACCAGUUCGUGUAUGGCGUCUCGGAUCCCGCAUUUCAACCAUCAACGUCUUCGAGCCAGGUUACCGACAGUUUCCGGUUUGAUACCUCAGAACAUUCACUGUCGGCAGAUUGUAACUACACUAUGAACUAUCCGGACGUGUAUGCCGUCGACGCCGGAUUCCCUUCUCACAACACACACGUCGAGGGUGGUGAAAUGAACAACAAUGCGAUAGCGUUUAAUCAUUCUCAAGAAAUGUACGGGUCAUAUGGCCCUGCCACCAACUCGACGCCCCUCGAAAAUCCACCUCGUCAUACCGCUGAAUUCCCUGUCACAUAUUCAUCAUGAUCCAAUUACCCUUUCCUAUCUUACAAUCCUUCGUAUUUGCUGUCCGCGAUGACUUGCCUCUUGGAUCUGUUCUAUCAUACAAACGCUCACUCGUCUAUUGUUCCGUCCUUUCGCUGGCACUUUUGUGGUUUUGGGUAUUUUAACGAUAUGUAGUUG
Desarmillaria tabescens is the source of this 2371-nucleotide messenger RNA. RefSeq lists its product as uncharacterized. NCBI's taxonomy places the organism in Eukaryota, Fungi, Basidiomycota, Agaricomycetes, Agaricales, Physalacriaceae. The transcript is spliced from 5 exons. The record is from RefSeq and is a predicted model, not a curated record. Gene Ontology annotation, biological process: regulation of DNA-templated transcription. Gene Ontology annotation, molecular function: transcription cis-regulatory region binding; DNA-binding transcription factor activity, RNA polymerase II-specific. The coding region runs from base 161 to 2215 and encodes 684 amino acids. Gene Ontology annotation, cellular component: nucleus.